Colossoma macropomum (tambaqui) is the source of this 857-nucleotide messenger RNA. Its product is annotated as cdc42 effector protein 3. The coding region runs from base 1 to 594 and encodes 197 amino acids. Lineage: Eukaryota; Metazoa; Chordata; Actinopteri; Characiformes; Serrasalmidae. The transcript has 2 exons. The record is from RefSeq and is a predicted model, not a curated record.
AUGCCACUAAGGACAACAUUCGAAGGCAAGCCUCCCUCAGGAAGAUGGCCAAGGAGAUCAUCAAAGCGGAAGGUUCUUUCCGUCAAUAUGAUCAGCCUUCCACUGGCAGACUUCCGGCACCUCGCUCACAUUGGCUCAAACGCUCAAACCGACAACUUUGGGGACCUCUCCUUCCUGAAACAGGGCCACAGUCUGCUCCUGCAGAGCUCUCAAAGUGAGCAGAACCUCUUCCUGGCCUGCGCACCCCCUCCAAAGCCACCCCGCCUCAACCUGGACGAAGCUGAGACAGGCCACGGCAGCGACACUAACUGGGUCUCGCAACGCCAGUCUUCAGUUCAGAGACGGAAAAAAUGCAGCUCGCUGCCACUUUUGGACACUGAAGAAGUUGAGGAAGAAGCAUACGAACUCAAUGCCGAAGAGGCCCCCAUCAGCCGGAGCCCUGGCCGAGGGAGCCUGAGCUCUGGUAGAGAUUCUACCCAAACCGGCCCAGACGAAACACAGCCAGACGUUGACACAAGUUUUUCCUUCAACCUGGACCUGGGACCCUCUAUUCUGGAUGAUGUACUGCAGGUUAUGGACAAACUUAACCAGUAAAGGAGAAACUAUGGACAUAUGCAGUUAACAGGUGACACGACGUUAGGACAUAAAUGGAAUACAAAUGAAUGGCCCAUUGAUGGCCUCUUAACUUUAGUUUUGUUUUAAAACCCUGCAAGAAGAGUGGAAAAUACUAGGCAUUUUCUAGGAUGUAGACAUCUGCUUGGACAUGGAUACAAUCUUCUCUCUGUUGCACAACAAGUAUUUGACUUCUACCUGGAUAUCAAGGAAUAAGCAAUAGCUUAGAGCUCCUUUUUUUAAGA